AUGAAGGUGCAAUUUUACCUAGGAGGGCUGAAGGCUCUCCUGCAGCUCAGGCUUCGUUACCUGAUGUGGGACUGGAGUGCUGCUCUGGCAGUCGGGGUUCAUGGACCAUUGACAUUUAUGAAUGUGGCCAUAGAAUUCUCUCUGGAGGAGUGGCAAUGCCUGGACACUGCACAGCAGAAUUUAUAUAGGAACAUAAUGUUAGAGAACUACAGAAACCUGGUCUUCCUGGGUAUUGCUGUCUCUAAGCCAGACCUGAUCACCUGUCUGGAGAAAGGCAAAGAGCCCUGGAAUAUGGAGAGACAUGAGAUGGUGGCCAAACCCCCAGUUAUCUUUCUAGUUUUCAAUGAGAGCCAAAGUCCCCUUUUUGGCAUAUACAAGACUACAAAAUCUGCUUUUUUAAUGUUUUGGUGGACACAUAAAUAUCUGUGA
Molecule: messenger RNA, 429 nt
Organism: Rhinopithecus roxellana (golden snub-nosed monkey)
Lineage: Eukaryota; Metazoa; Chordata; Mammalia; Primates; Cercopithecidae
Product: protein ZNF738-like
Exons: 4
Coding region: 1-429 (142 amino acids)
Biological process (GO): regulation of DNA-templated transcription
Source: RefSeq, a predicted model, not a curated record